UCUUUGCAACAAACCCCGGUUCCUGACAACGCGCAUUCGCAAAAAAACGAAGGCACAAUCAGGGAAAUAGGCCCACUUAUUUGUUAAUCAGCCUGCCGGCUGCACGCAACACCGCCCGCCUACUUAAGAACUCGUACCCCCCACUACAUUCUUUUCCCUUUCAACUCACACACAACUCCACAUCCAAUCGUCAACCCCAUCAUUUGUCAACCACCAUCACCAUCUCAACGCCAAACAUCCCGUCAUACAUUUAAUCAUUCAUCACAAUGGCCCGCACUAAGCAGACCGCUCGCAAGUCCACUGGUGGCAAGGCUCCCCGCAAGCAGCUCGCCUCCAAGGCUGCCCGCAAGUCCGCCCCCUCCACCGGCGGUGUCAAGAAGCCCCACCGUUACAAGCCCGGUACCGUCGCUCUCCGUGAGAUUCGUCGCUACCAGAAGUCGACUGAGCUCCUCAUCCGCAAGCUCCCCUUCCAGCGCCUGGUCCGUGAAAUCGCCCAGGACUUCAAGUCCGACCUCCGCUUCCAGAGCUCCGCCAUCGGCGCCCUCCAGGAGUCCGUCGAGUCUUACCUCGUCUCCCUCUUCGAGGACACCAACCUGUGCGCCAUCCACGCCAAGCGUGUCACCAUCCAGUCGAAGGACAUCCAGCUUGCCCGCCGCCUCCGUGGCGAGCGCAACUAAGCAUGUUUGCUUGAGUCUUUGCUAGUUUGGGGGUUUCGCAGGUCAUGACUUUUUCAUUUGGGACGCGAGCUGGAUGAAGGGGCUCAUUCAUGGGACAAGGAACUGGCGUUUUGCGAUGGGUUUUACUCUGGGGCUGUACAUUACACGGCGGCAAACGGACUGCUGCGAAUAUUCGCGUUGACUUCAUGAUCACGAUAAUUUGCGCUGCA
Chaetomium fimeti is the source of this 886-nucleotide messenger RNA. Its product is annotated as histone-fold-containing protein. The record is from RefSeq and is a predicted model, not a curated record. Gene Ontology annotation, biological process: rRNA transcription. The transcript is spliced from 3 exons. Gene Ontology annotation, molecular function: DNA binding; structural constituent of chromatin; protein heterodimerization activity. The coding region runs from base 267 to 677 and encodes 136 amino acids. Gene Ontology annotation, cellular component: nucleus; nucleosome. NCBI's taxonomy places the organism in Eukaryota, Fungi, Ascomycota, Sordariomycetes, Sordariales, Chaetomiaceae.